AGCCUUUCCUUGUCACUUAUCGGCGAAAUAGAAAACAUACGUACUGCACCAAAGCAGAUCAUACCAUAAGUGAGUGGUACAGUGUGUGGAUAUGAAGUGUGUUUAAAUUUCGUGAGGCUCGAUAAAGCUGCAACCGCAAAUCAGAUAAGCACUGACCAGUAGUGACUUCCUCAACUCAGUAUCUCCCUCGAUGUCAUUGAUCUCCACUGGGAACGGACAACCGUUAUCAUCCUCCUAAAUGAACCGGACAAUCACGGCCUAAUUUCUCCUACGCAUUAUUUUGAUCGUAUUGUGGCCUUGAGCACACCAAAGCCAGGAGAUGAUAUCGAAGCUGCUGUACCUGCUGCUGUUGGCUCUGAGUGUUCACUAUCAGGACACCGAAGCCAGCACGCAUUGGCUGUUGAACACCAACGGGCAGAUCAUUCCGCAGCUUACGUCGCCCUUCUAUCUGCGUCGAUCGUACGACCUGAUCGCGUUCCUCAACCAGAAUGUCUACAAGCAGAAAAUAGAUCUGAUCAUUAGCGAACUGUUGGCGAUCAAAUCGAAUCUCACCGCCAAGAUGAACAAUCUGGACGCGUACACCAAUGACCUGACGACGAAGAUCGGUUGCAUACCGAACUUCUACCUGGACGAGUCGGACAUCCUCAGUACGAUCAUAAACAUGAACUAUAUCAACCGGAUUACGAUACCGGAUAAGGGAUCGGCGGCAGCUGGUGCCGCCAGUUCCAAGGCUGUGACCACGAAGGGGAAAGUUCCUUCUCCCAAGUGUGGAGACUAUAUGAAGCUAGAUUUUAGCGUAGGUAGUUUCGAUCAUCUGGAUGGAGUCUACAACCGAUCCCAGCUGAAAAUGGUUCCAGAAGAUAUGUUCAAAUCGCUAGAAUUCUACGUACCUUCAGUCAAGUCCCCACAAGCCUUGGCAGAAGAACUGCGGAAGAAUCCCAACUCCUGGAAGUAUCACACGAUUGCGUCCUACUAUUGGCGCAAGAAGGGCAAUGCCCGGGAAGCAAUAGAAUGUGCUCGGAGAGCAGUGGUGCUGGCACCACGAAAAUACAAAGACAUAGCGCUGCUCAGUAUGGGCACCAUACUGCAGCGAUCGCAGUGCCUCAACGAUUCGCUGGUUGUGCUGCGGGCAGCCGUAGAUCACGAACCCAACGAACCGGAAAAUCAAAUGGCUCUAGGCAAUACGUACAUGUUGCUGUCUGAGUUCAAUCGAUCCUUCGAAGCCUAUAAGGCGGCCGAGACUUUGGACUCGGUUUAUGCCGAGCAUAAUGACUACAUCAAGAAGUCGAUCAACUGUUUCAAAGAUCUCAAAAUUAACCUGCUGACGAUGGAAAGGUUACUUCAGGACAUCAUUCCCGGACUGGAGAGAUAUGGAGCUCUACAGAAAGAAUUUGAUGAAUAUCAUGAAAAACUUGACCGGGAGCAGGCUCCCCUGAAAACGCGCGUCUUCGACGACGCCUACAGCAAGCAGGUGGACUUCCUGAUCCAGCGCAGCCAGAUAUGCACCACCCGGAUGACGAAGGAGAAGAGCGAACCCAUCCUGUCCUGCGACUUCAUCUCGGACGUGCAGAUGCUGAUGGAGGACUUUGCCGUCGAGAUCCUGAACAACUACGUGGACCUCAAGAAAGAACUGAUCAACACGUACAAAAUCAACUCGCUCGGGAUCUACAAGAAGAUCUUCGUGGAGCAUUUCUGAUGGCUUCGGGAUGUGAUAUUGAUUUGUUCGAGUUUGUUUCAUUUGUUGAGACUAGAGUUAGUUUUGGAAAUAAUUCUCAAUGCUCCUUUUUGUAGCGCCUUUUUUUAUUACAUAUCAAGGAGACAUAAUUUUAUCUACCAACGUUGUGUUGUUCGCCUUACUCGUUACCAAACGAAGCAAAUAAGUUUUAUCGAAAAAAAUACAAUGUUUUAAACAUUCAAUA
Molecule: messenger RNA, 1919 nt
Organism: Aedes aegypti (yellow fever mosquito)
Lineage: Eukaryota; Metazoa; Arthropoda; Insecta; Diptera; Culicidae
Product: tetratricopeptide repeat protein 17
Exons: 4
Coding region: 320-1696 (458 amino acids)
Biological process (GO): actin filament polymerization
Cellular component (GO): actin cytoskeleton; cytoplasm
Molecular function (GO): protein binding
Source: RefSeq, a predicted model, not a curated record